AUCUUGGAUCAUCCGGGAGCGGCGGCGGCACUGCUGCUGGCUGAGGGGGGAAAAAGAGGGCGCCCGCUUGGUGGUCUCCUCUUCCUCCUUCUCUUUCACCACAGGAGCAAAGAGCGAGGCCCGGGGCUGUACGAGACCCCGCUGAGGGAGCUGCGGAAGAAGGGCCUCCCCGCCCCCCACCCUGCUCGGCCUGAGCCUGCCCUUUUUUGGGGUAGGAGGGUGGCGGCAGCGGCAGCUGCGAAAGGACUUGGAACUUCUGCGGGAGAAGGAGGAAGAGGAGAGGGCGCGAUUAAGCCAUGAGAGCCGAGGCCCGGUGAAGCGGGGCUGGGGUCCGGGGAGAGAGAGAGAGAGAGAGAGAGGCGGCUGAGGGAGACAGAAGCCUCCUUUGAGCAGCCGGUUGCUGCUUCCUCAGCGGAGUGCUUCAGAGAGGACGGAGGUGGUGGUGGUGCAGAAAGCGGGUGUUAAUCCUCCCCCUUUACUCCUUCAGUAGCCUCUUAGUUGGACUCUGUUGCUGCAGCUCCCUGCACCCCGCCUCGCCCGCAGCUCCCUCCCUUUUGCAAGCUGCUAGUCUCUUCUCGUCUCCCUCUCUUUCCCCUAAUCCCAGCCCCUUCUAACACGCGCACACUUCUCCCCCCUCCUCUUUUUGCACUCCAUGAGAAUCCCCCUCCUCUUUAAUCCGCCGCCACCACCUUCUAAGGAUCCUAAUCUGUCUGUAGGAUGAUCCCUGAAGAAUCCGAGGGGCAUACAAUGCUCCAUUAUCAGACUGGAAUAUAGAUGAGAAAGAGGGGUCGUGGUGGUGGUGGAAAUCACCCAAAUUUCCCUCCCCACACUCCCUUUUUCUUGAUGGUGGCACUUCAUAACCACUAUCAUGCAGUAAAAUCACACGUAUUUUGUAAAUAUAUAUAUAAGUAUUUCGGGGGAGAAGGGUGCUAGGAUUUUUUAUUAUUAUUUUUAUAUAAUAUAUAGCUGGAUUUUGCCAUCACAAACAGUGCUUCAGCACAAGUGAAUGAAAAUGUCCACUAGAACUCCAUUGCCCACCGUGAAUGAACGCGACACUGAAAAUGAUGCCGGAACAUCAGUAGGGGAAGGCUUUUGUGAAAAGCACACCUCUCAUGGUGAAGGACGGCAAGACGUUUCAUCUCGAACUAGUCGCUCUGGGGCCCGCUGUAGGAAUUCUAUAGCUUCCUGUGCAGAUGAACAGCCCCAUAUUGGGAAUUACCGACUUCUUAAAACGAUUGGAAAGGGGAAUUUUGCAAAAGUGAAGCUGGCCAGACACAUUCUUACUGGCAGAGAGGUUGCAAUAAAAAUAAUUGACAAAACUCAAUUGAAUCCAACUAGUCUACAGAAGCUGUUCAGGGAAGUAAGGAUAAUGAAGAUUUUAAAUCAUCCCAAUAUAGUUAAAUUAUUUGAAGUAAUUGAAACUGAAAAAACACUCUACUUAAUCAUGGAGUACGCAAGUGGAGGGGAGGUAUUUGAUUAUCUAGUUGCACAUGGAAGAAUGAAGGAAAAGGAGGCAAGAGCUAAAUUUAGACAGAUAGUAUCUGCAGUGCAGUAUUGCCACCAAAAGCAUAUUGUUCACAGAGAUCUCAAGGCUGAAAAUCUACUGCUUGAUGCAGACAUGAACAUUAAAAUAGCCGAUUUUGGUUUUAGUAAUGAGUUUACAGUUGGAAAUAAACUGGACACCUUUUGCGGCAGCCCCCCAUAUGCUGCUCCAGAACUCUUCCAAGGAAAGAAGUAUGAUGGACCUGAAGUAGAUGUUUGGAGUUUAGGUGUCAUUCUUUACACCCUUGUGAGUGGAUCUUUGCCUUUUGAUGGACAGAAUCUAAAGGAACUGAGAGAGAGAGUGCUGAGAGGAAAAUACAGGAUUCCUUUUUACAUGUCAACAGACUGUGAAAACUUGCUAAAACGUUUCCUGGUGCUAAAUCCAACUAAAAGAGGCACUCUUGAGCAAAUUAUGAAGGACAGAUGGAUCAAUGCAGGUCAUGAGGAGGAUGAACUUAAACCUUUUGUUGAACCAGAGCUAGACAUCUCGGACCAGAAGAGAAUAGACAUUAUGGUUGGAAUGGGGUAUUCUCAAGAAGAAAUACAGGAAUCCCUUAGUAAAAUGAAAUACGAUGAAAUCACUGCUACGUAUUUGCUACUGGGGAGGAAAUCAUCAGAGUUGGAUGCCAGCGACUCAAGCUCCAGCAGCAACCUUUCGCUUGCUAAAGUCAGGCCAAGUAGUGACCUCAACAACAGCACUGGACAAUCCCCACAUCACAAAGUGCAGAGGAGUAUAUCUUCCAGCCAGAAGCAACGACGGUACAGUGACCAUGCUGGUCCAUCUAUUCCUCCAGUAGUGACAUAUCCAAAAAGAAGUCAGACAAGCACUACAGACAGUGACCUCAAAGAAGAAGGGAUUCAAUCACGGAAAUCUAGCAGCAGUGCUGCUGGAGGGAGAGGAAUUGCUCCUGCUAGUCCUAUGCUUGGGAAUGCCAGCAAUCCAAAUAAGGCUGAUAUUCCCGAGCGGAAGAGAAGUUCUGCUGCACCCAAUAACAACACUGCACCUGGAGCCAUGACGCGGCGAAAUACAUACGUUUGUAGUGAAAGAACAGCUGCAGACAGACACUCAGUCAUUCAAAAUGGCAAGGAGAGCAGCACUAUUCCUGAUCAAAGGACACCCGUCGCUUCAACUCACAGCAUUAGCAGUGCAACAACACCUGAUCGCAUCCGUUUCCCAAGGGGAACUGCCAGUCGUAGCACUUUCCAUGGCCAGCUCAGAGAACGGCGCACCGCCACUUACAACGGACCCCCUGCAUCGCCCAGUCUGUCCCACGAAGCAACACCACUUUCACAGACGCGAAGCAGGGGCUCCACUAAUUUGUUCAGUAAAUUGACUUCAAAGCUGACAAGAAGAAACAUGUCAUUCAGGUUUAUCAAAAGGCUCCCGACUGAAUAUGAGAGGAACGGGAGAUAUGAGGGCUCAAGCCGUAACGUGGCCGUCGAUCAGAAGGACGACAACAAGGAAGCCAAGCCCCGCUCGCUGCGAUUCACGUGGAGCAUGAAAACCACCAGCUCCAUGGAUCCCAAUGAUAUGAUGAGGGAAAUCCGCAAGGUCUUGGAUGCCAAUAACUGUGACUAUGAACAGAGGGAGCGUUUCUUGCUUUUCUGUGUCCACGGGGACGGCCAUGCAGAAAACCUGGUGCAAUGGGAGAUGGAGGUGUGUAAGUUACCAAGACUGUCCCUGAACGGAGUUCGCUUUAAACGGAUAUCGGGAACAUCUAUAGCUUUUAAAAACAUUGCUUCCAAAAUUGCCAAUGAAUUAAAGCUGUAAUGAGAAGAGCAAUCAAGUUUGUAAAUUUAAAGUAGCAAUUUCAAGUGGUUUUUUUUUGGGGGGGGGGGGGAGAACUCCAGUGGAAAUGUAUAGAAUAAUAUUUAGGGCAAUAACUUCUGCAUCUUCUGAAUCAUGAUAUUAAAAACAAACAGUUGAGACAAGCUGCUGAGCUGGGAGGGAGAGUUGGACUUUUUUUUAUAAGUGCACUACAGCAUUAAAGUUGCCUACUAUGUAAAA
This is a messenger RNA of Elgaria multicarinata webbii, 3550 nucleotides long. It is a transcript of the gene MARK3, whose product is annotated as microtubule affinity regulating kinase 3. Bases 1007 to 3313 code for a protein of 768 amino acids. Gene Ontology annotation, biological process: microtubule cytoskeleton organization; intracellular signal transduction; protein phosphorylation. Gene Ontology annotation, molecular function: ATP binding; protein serine/threonine kinase activity; tau-protein kinase activity. The record is from RefSeq and is a predicted model, not a curated record. Gene Ontology annotation, cellular component: plasma membrane; cytoplasm. The transcript is spliced from 19 exons. NCBI's taxonomy places the organism in Eukaryota, Metazoa, Chordata, Lepidosauria, Squamata, Anguidae.